AUGGAUGCCAUUACUGAUCCCACCUUUCAUCAAACGGCUAGACCUCAAGUUGUAGAAGAAACUCCCUCGUUGUUAACAGUAGUGAUAGAUACUGCACCCAAAUUAUGGACACAAUUUGAUAAAGAAGAUCCAGAUGAUAAUACAAAUAAAGAACCACAAUUACUCAGAGUAAUUAGAGCUAUUGUGGUUUUCUUAAAUAGUCAUUUAGCUUUCAAUACCAAUAAUCAAGUAGCCGUAAUAGCAGCUCAUUCUCAAGGUAUUAAAUACUUGUAUCCAAAAGAAGAUAAUAAUAAUGUUAGCGAGUCAACUAAAGAAAAGUCUAAUCUCUCCAUUAUUAAUAAAGAUAUGUAUAGACAAUUCAGAAAUGUUGACGAAUCUCUAGUAGAUGAAUUAUUUUCCCUGUUUCAAGAAGAAUCGAAAUUCAUUGAUAAAAAAUCUCAAAAAUCUACCAUUUCUGGGGCCAUGUCAUGUGCGUUAACAUAUGUGAAUCGUAUAACAAAGCAAUUUAAUGAUGCAUCUAUUUUUAAAUCAAGAUUAUUAGUAAUCACAUGUGGUAGUGGGCGUUCUAAAGAUGAAGUAUUCCAAUAUAUACCGAUAAUGAAUUGUAUAUUUUCAGCAACCAAAAUGAAAUGCCCCAUUGAUGUUGUUAAGAUUGGUGGACAUGAGAAAAGUACAUUUUUACAGCAAACUACCGAUGCUACAAAUGGUGUAUAUCUCUAUGUGGAGAAUACUAAAGGGUUAAUACAAUAUCUAUCGACAGCUAUGUUUAUCGAUUCGAGUUUAAGAAGUAUUAUUGUUAAACCAAACCAUGGUGUUGUUGAUUUCAGAACAUCCUGUUUUUUAACCGGUAGAGUAGUAGCUGUUGGUUAUAUAUGUUCAGUUUGUCUAUGUGUUUUAUCAAUAGUUCCAAAAAAUAAUAAAUGUCCAGCUUGUGAUUCCAAGUUUGAUGAAAAAGUAAUUGCAAGAUUAAACAGAGGACCUGUUUUACCAGGAAUGACAAAAAGGGUACGUAAGAAUAAAUGA
Henningerozyma blattae CBS 6284 is the source of this 1023-nucleotide messenger RNA. RefSeq names its product TFIIH/NER complex subunit TFB4 (gene TFB4). Lineage: Eukaryota; Fungi; Ascomycota; Saccharomycetes; Saccharomycetales; Saccharomycetaceae. The transcript has a single exon. The record is from RefSeq and is a predicted model, not a curated record. Gene Ontology annotation, cellular component: transcription factor TFIIH core complex; transcription factor TFIIH holo complex. Gene Ontology annotation, biological process: nucleotide-excision repair; regulation of DNA-templated transcription. Bases 1 to 1023 code for a protein of 340 amino acids.